CUCCCGCCGAGAGCGAGCGGAGCGCGCCUGCGAACCACCCCGGCCCAGCUCUGUGGGAAGGCAGUGGCCCUGCUCUCCGUAAAAAGAUGUCCUAUGGAUCCAUCGCUGGCAGUGGUGGCCUGGGGAGCCACAGCCCUUUCGGGGGACCCUCCAGACAAGGCUAUCAGCCCCUAGCCACCCGGGUGGACCCAGGUGACCUCCAGGGGCUGUUCCAGCAGACAUCGGCCAGCGUCUUCCGGAUCAACUCCAACGUGACCUCCUUGGAGCAGAGCCUCCGGUCCCUGGGGACACCGAGUGACACGCAGGAGCUGAGGGAGAGCCUGCAUGCGGCGCAGCAGGGGACCAACAAGACCGUCGCGGCCAGCGCCAGCGCCUUGAAGCAGAUGGCAGAGCUCCUGCGGGGCUGCUCCCGGCAGGAGCGUCUCCAGCUGGACCGCCUCAGAACUCAGCUGUCGGAUGCCAUUCAGCGCUACGGCGCGGUGCAGAAGAAAAUUGCAGAAAAGUCCAGAGCCCUGCUUCCCGCCGCUCAGAGGGGCGGCACGCAGCAGAGUCCCCGGGCCCCUUUUGCUGAGCUGCCCGACGAUGAAAAGAUCUUUAAUGGGGGUGACGGCAUGUGGCAGGGCCAGGAGCAGGCGCUGCUUCCCGAGAUCACCGAGGAGGACGAGGAGGCCAUCCGGCUGCGCGAGGAGGCCAUCCUGCAGAUUGAGAGUGACUUGUUGGAUGUAAAUCAGAUUAUCGAGGACUUGGCCUCCAUGGUGUCAGAGCAAGGAGAUGCCAUUGGGUCCAGCAGCGGCAGGGCCACGUGCCGGCGGAGCUCCAGCCCCGAGCCAGCCGUGGCGCCCCUGCGGCCGGGCCCUCACUCCCGCACCAAGACGCGCAAGCCCAACUUCAGCCCCCAGGAGACGGAGGUGCUGGUGCAGAGGGUGGCCCGCCACUACCCGCUGCUGUUCGGGGCGCUGCGGGGCACGCCCUCCCGGAAGCACCGAGUGUGGAGCAAGAUCCUGCAGGCCGUGAACGCUCUGGGCUACUGCCGGAGGGACCUGGGCGACCUCAAGCACAAGUGGAGGGACCUGCGAGGGGCGGUGCGCAAGAAGCUGGCGGAGCGCCCGCGGGCCCCCGGCCUCGUCCUCACCCCUGUCGAGCGCAUGGUGGCCGAGACCUUCUCGGCCCCAGCCCCCCUAGGCGAGGGCCCGGCUGCCGAGCCCCUGCCAACGGACGAGGAAGACGAGGCCCCCAGCUGCCUGUGGCUACCCUUGCGGACCCUGGAUGGGCCAAGCCUGCCCGAACCUGACCCCCUGGACCUACGAGGAACUGUCCCUGCACCUGCUUCCUCACCCUCCCCGCCAGCCUCUCCGGCCUCGGUGCCCCCUGCAGCUGCAUUCCCAGGGGCCCUUGGACCCUCCCCGCCCUCCACUGUGCCACCCCCGCCCCCUGGGAGGCCCGCAGCGGAGGCCUCCGAGUUUGAGCAGCGACUGCUGGACUCCCAUCGGCGACAGGGCGCCCUGCUCUCCCACUGGUCUCAGCAGCAGAGUGCACUGAUGGCCCAGCAGAACCUGCUGCUCCAGAGGCUGGCCGAGCAGACCCAGCGGCUGGCCGACGGCGUCGAGGCCCUCAACCGGACCCUCGAGAAGCUGGUGGAGGCCUGCCCGGCCCGGGGAGCCUCGCCCACAGUCCUGGACGGCACCCCCGCUGGGGGAGUGGCCUCUGGGCCCACCAGAGGCCCCCAGGGCAGCCCCCAGGGCCCCCACCCGGGCCUGGAGGUCUUCUCAGGGAUGAUCCUGAAGGUGGAAGAGGAGGUCUAGGGUCCGGUCCCUGGAGGGCUGCACGAGGAGCGGGGACCCCAGCCCUUCUGAGAGUCAGGCUGGGGGACAGCAGGGCGGAGUUGGGGCCUCGAUGGAGCCGGCAAGGACACAGGACACACUCGUGCAGGGAAAGGCUCUGGGGCCGGUCGGUGGUCCUGGACAGAAGUCUACUCAGGGACGUUGUGGCUGGAAGACGCAGAGGGGCGCUGGCGGGGCCCGGCCUCUGCUCCCGUCCCGCGCUCUCACCUGCUGUGCCGAGUGCCUUGGAGGGCAGAGCCAGCACCCCCCUGCGGCCACAGGGGGUAUAGAGGGUUCGGUGUCCCCAGACCUGGAGGGGUGGCUCAGCGGGGUGUCAGGAAGGUCCCCAGAGGGUGACCCGGAGGGCCCGCCGGAAGCCUCCUCCUCCUGGACGUGUGGACGCUGCGGGCUGGGCUCCUGCGGUUUUCUUGGUUCUGCCCAGGACGCCCCCGUCUUGCAGCCUGCGGUCAUUUCUGCCCGGUGUUACAUCUGUGGUCUGACAGACACACGUGUGCAUAUAUGUCACCUGGUACUGUAUGGGGCGGGAUACCAUUUUGUACCUACUGAUGUUUCUUGCAAAAAGAAUUAUUUUUCCUACAUAAGCAUAAAAUAACAACGGAGAAGGCCCUGCCGGUGGUGAUGUUCGCGAGCAAAUGAGACGGAGCCCGGUCCUGUUCCUCACGCGGGCUGUGCCUUUGUGUUCGGCCCCGGCAGGGAGCCCUGAGCGCUUGCUGGGUUUUCAGAUCUG
This is a messenger RNA of Panthera uncia (snow leopard), 2568 nucleotides long. It is a transcript of the gene TSNARE1, whose product is annotated as t-SNARE domain containing 1. NCBI's taxonomy places the organism in Eukaryota, Metazoa, Chordata, Mammalia, Carnivora, Felidae. Gene Ontology annotation, cellular component: nucleus; membrane. The record is from RefSeq and is a predicted model, not a curated record. The coding region runs from base 87 to 1802 and encodes 571 amino acids. Gene Ontology annotation, biological process: vesicle-mediated transport. The transcript is spliced from 11 exons.